This is a messenger RNA of Achroia grisella, 3880 nucleotides long. RefSeq names its product monocarboxylate transporter 10 (gene kar). NCBI's taxonomy places the organism in Eukaryota, Metazoa, Arthropoda, Insecta, Lepidoptera, Pyralidae. The transcript has 3 exons. Gene Ontology annotation, biological process: transmembrane transport. Bases 305 to 1690 code for a protein of 461 amino acids. Gene Ontology annotation, molecular function: monocarboxylic acid transmembrane transporter activity. The record is from RefSeq and is a predicted model, not a curated record.
AGUAAUCUGUGCUGACUAAUCAGUCCAGUUCUCAGUUUGAUUCAGUCAGUCAUUCUUUCAUUUUUAAAGUUCUAGUUUCAAAUUAAUGUUUACUUUUGUGCUAGUAAUCACCCAUGAAAUAAACUAUCAAAAUGAUAAAUAAAUUAUUAAAAUAGUAAUAUAUUAAUGACAAUAAUUAUGUACUAAAAACUUCCAUUAAUUCAAUAAGUAUCCAAAUAUUUUACUGAAAUCAUCGCAAUAUUUUUUAAACACCACGUGUUAAUAAAUGUUUAAAUAAUUAAAUCAAUAAAAUUAUAAACUAGAAAUGGAUACCGAUCCUCAAGAAAAUUCUGAUUUGCUGACAGUGAAACAAAAAUCUAUUUCAAAUGGAAAUGUUCCUAAUGAAACUACAAAAGAACCUCCGGACGGAGGAUUCAUUGCUUACGCGGUCAUGGUUGGCUCAUUUUUGACAAACGGUCUUCUAUUUGGUGUCAUUAAUUGUUAUAGUAUUAUUUAUACAGAAUUACAAAGAACAUUACAAAACCAAGGUGUCGUCAAUGCAGAGAGCCGUGCAGCAUUGGUGGGACCGUUGGCGAUGGGAACUAUGUUCUUGCUAUCUCCGAUUUCGGGAGUUUUAACUGCAUUUAUGGGGCUUCGGAUGACAGCUGUCCUGGGGGGAUCUAUAGCCACUGUCGGAUUGCUUGUAUCAUCUUUUGUUGUAGACAAUGUUAAUGCUCUUUAUUUUACCUACGGAAUAAUGUAUGGCUUAGGAGCGUCCUUUGCUUAUACUCCCUCUCUCGCCAUUCUGGGGCAUUAUUUCAAAAAAUAUUUAGGUCUAGUAAAUGGUAUAGUUACGGUUGGUAGCUCUAUUUUUACAGUCUUUAUGGCAUCUCUUAUGGAAUAUUUGAUAAAUAAUUAUGGUUUGACGUGGCUUUUCCGAAUUUUAGCAAUUUUUACCUUCGGUAUAGCACUUUGUGGAUUGUUAUUUAAUCCUAUUUCUGUUGUAACUCCUGAGAAACCGUUAAAAAAAGAUGACCCUUUUAAGUCUUUAGUGAAAUCAAUAUUAAAUGUAGACAUUUGGAAAAAUAAAAGAUAUAAGUUGUGGGCACUAUCGAUGCCACUUUCUUUGUUUGGAUAUCUUGUGCCAUAUGUUCAUAUCAAGGCUCUUAUGAAAAAUCAUUUUCCUCAAGCAAAUCAUAACUUACCAUUGCAAUGCAUGGCAGCUAUGUCUGGUGUUGGGAGAAUAGUUGUAGGUUAUCUUGCUGACAAAAAAGGAAUAGAUAGUAUAACUUUGCAACAAAUAUCGUUUUAUGUUAUCGGCUGCCUUACUAUUAUCCUACCAUUUGUAACAAAUUUUGGUCUUUUAGUAACUAUUGCUUUUGGUAUGGGUUUAUUUGAUGGUACAUUUAUUGCAUUAAUUGGACCUAUAGCGUUUGAGUUAUGUGGUAAUGUUUAUGCCGCACAAGCGAUUGGCUAUAUGUUAGGGCUUGCUGCCAUUCCAGUGUCUGUGGGACCACCCAUAGCGGGAUAUCUCUAUGGGAUUUACAACUCUUAUAAGUUGCCUUUCAUCCUAGCUGGCAUUUCUCCUUUAGUAGGAGCAACUCUAAUGUUCUCUAUCAGACUUCAUAAAAACAAACCAAAUUCCGAAGUUAACACUAACGGCCACGUAGGAUUGGACAGAAGAAACUUCGAUAAGGAUCCUGAAUUAUAAUGAAAUUACGUAACUGCACUAAUAUUAGUACUGAAUAUGAGAGAUUUAUGGCAGAGUAAUCGAGUAGGAAUAGAAAUGUUGUGAUAGACUUAUGACAUCCAUGAGAGUGCCUAAGUAAGUGGUAUAGUUUGCGUGCGCCAGUAAAUCGUGUAGGCUGUGGAUACAGAGUGAGGGACUGGUUCGUUUGGUCCUGUAUUUCUUUUAUGUAUAGAUUAUGUUUUUUAAUAACGGUUAAUUAUGUAAUUAAAUAUAUUUGCAUUAAAAAAAAUGUAAUGUAAAUUGAAAUGAAUUAAACAAACUAGUACUAAAUUUCCAAAGAAGGUAUUAUCACCGAUUAAAUUUCGCAUUUUAUAUGUUCGGUAUUACUUUAUAUUAAUAUCACGCAAUACAAGUUGUAUUGGAAUAUUUAUUUACAUAUUUGAGACUGUAUAUAUUGUGUUGUUUUGAUCUUGUGAAAAAGGUGAUACUGUUUCUUAACUAUAGUGGAAACAAGCUGUUAUAUUAUGUGUUAUAACGUUAUUUGUUUAAAAGUACAAGGAUCAAUUAACAUAAUUAAUAAUGAAAAGAAAAAGUGAUACAGAGCUAUAUAUACUAUAAAAAGAAUAUAACUUAUUUAAGUAACCUUUGUGGUUUGUGUAGUCUUAUUUAUUUGGAAUAAUAAUAAUAUUUUGUAUAUAAAAUCAAUUUACAACAUGACAAUAUUUUCCUAUUUAUAUGUUUACCAUAUAAGGUUCCUAAUGUAACAUGUAAGUAUUAAAUUAUAAACAGCUAAUAAUUAUUUACUAUUAAUUAUUUUUGACACCAUUGAAAUAUUUUUGUCUUAUGUAUAUAAUUACAAUAUUUUUGAUUCUACAAACAGUGAUCAUAUUUUUGAUAAAAUUAUUGACAAUAAAUAAAUACGUUAUAAAAAUGGUAAUGUACUUGUAGUAUCUAAAAUGAUUGUAUUAUUUACGUUAUAGAUAGAAUCCACCACCGUUAUAAUAUCUAAACUAUAUGGAAAUAAAAAUGAAACACAUUUAGUUCGAAUAAAACUGCAUUUGUAUUUGUAAAAUAGUGACAUAAUAUGUGACAUACCUAUCAUUACAAAUUACACUAGGAUAAACGUCAUUAAUUUAUACAUACAAUUCCCAAUAAGCUUACGUGCAGAAUGAAAGAAUGUUGAAAAAAUAGUUAAUAUAAUUAAUUAUUUAGAUGUACUUAGAAGAGUUUAUCAGUUUUAUUUUUAUAUUGUAGUUAAGAAUACAUAAAUAAUAUAAAGUAUUUACGAAUUUAUUGUCUGGAUACUUAGUGCAAUUAUAAAGUUGAACAUGAGACAUAUCAUGUGGUUGGAAAUUAAAUUCGACAUACUAUAUUAGAAUUCAUUACUUGUUAUCGCUAGAUAGCUAUAUAAAAUUGUGGAUAAUAUUUAUAUAACUUUACCUAUGUGAAAUAUAUAAUAAUUCAUCAAUAAUCCAUUCAAGGUACUAAUGAAAUUGAAAGUAGGGUAGUAAUAAAAUUAUAGUAAAUAGGUAAACAUCAUCUUUGAUUUUAAUAGUCAAAGGUUUAGAAAUAUUCUUGUGUUAUGUAAACAAUGUCACACAAAAAUACUGCCAAUAGAUAAACUGCUUGUGACAAGCAUUUAUGAAACAAAAAAUGUAUUAUGUAUACUAAUUUAGAAUACGGAGCAUACAGAUCGAUAACUUACGUAGUGAUUGAGGUUAGUUUUUCAGUCUUUAGAGUUAACUGUAUAAAAUGCUUACUUUUGUGGUAAAAUCUAAAGAAUUAAUAUCGAACAACAGUGUAAUAUACACAUAUAACAUUUGUGGUUGAUUAAGUAUAAAAAAGUUAGUUGUAUUAGAAAAAUGUUAAAACUUCCUUGAUGAUAAUAAAAUUACAUGACUAUUAUGUUGUAACACAUAAUCAAAAAUUAUUUUCCUCUGUCUAUUGUCUAGUCAUUUGAAAAUGCUUGAUUGCAUUUUAAAAGGACUUGAUUAAUUGUUAUCAAUUUAGGUAUGAUUUGAUAUCAAGAAGUUUUAGAAAACCGGUAUUACCUCUUUAAAAUUAAAUGUGUCGUUGUUACUAUAAAGUUGUUAUACGUACACGUCAUGAUUAUACCUCUAACUAUAUUAUUUUUAAAUCAUUUAAUUUAACUUUUUUCUUUUUAAGCAUUUCUUAAACAUUGUUAUUUAUUGACACAGAGGCUAUUACAAA